UUUUGCUCAGGCUACGGCCCUGAUUAGGCAAGCUGCAUACAACCGCACUUCACCCUCCUCCUGUGACCCGAAACACCUGAACUGGAAAUACUACUUUUAUUCAGUUUUGGCAUUAUUUCAUCAUGAAACAAGGUAAAAUAUUUGAGAAAGCAUCCACAUCAGAGGAUUUUGUGGAGAAAAGGCCGUCUUCAGAAUGGCAGCCCUCGAUUCUACGAUCAAAAGCCUUAGUAGUGGCAGUAGUAUUUGUUGUCUGUGCCCAAGAGACAGCGCUAUCGGCAACAUUAGAACCAAUAAUGCCUUGUCUGCUCUCCGAAGAUGCUACUAGUGAUAGUUGUAUAACGCCUACAACGCAAAGCGCCACGAAUUUUAAGAAGUACGCCGUGCAAGCUGGGGUUAUAUUAGGUGUAAAAUAUUUUACUGAAAUAUUAUGCAGACCAAUUUCAGGUGUAUUUAUUGACAGUUUUGGUUACAAAAAUCCAUUGCUACUCGGAGCUGUUCUGGAUGCGUUGUCAACGCUAUUGUUUGCAUUUGCCAAGCCUUUCCCAUUGCUUGUCCUAGCUCGUGUUGUUCAAGGGAUUGGAUCUAGUAUAAGUGGAGUUGCAGCUCUUACGAUGUUAACAAUAACAUAUGACAACGAAGUCGAGAGAUCAAAAGCUACCGCAACAGCUUUUGGUGGAUAUGCCGUGGGAAUGCUUGGAGGUUACGUUCUUGGUAGUAGUACAUAUCAGCCACUCGGUCGUCGUGCGCCCUUCUUAUUCUUAACGGGAUUUAAAGUUUUCGAUGGUGUUUUCCGUAUGCUAGUGGUUUGGUCACAGAAAGCAGGUAGUAAAGGAGAUCAGUUAGAAUUCGAGGACACAUCUGUUUCACUGAAAGCUUACUUGAAGAUUGUUGGUGAUCCUUACAUUCUCCACGGUCUGGGAACUGCUUUUGUUGAUGUUCUUGCAUAUGCCCCUAUCUUGACCAUUGCACCACCGUGGCUUUAUCAAGUGCGAGCGGCGCAGGAGUGGCAAAUCGGCAUUGUUUUUCUGAUCUCGGGAAUUGCGCAACUUUUGAUGAACGAGACAGUGUCACUUCUCCUGAACUACAUCGACAAAUGGGUCUUUGCUUGUUUAGGGCUGCUUUUUUAUUCGAUUUCGUACACAGCAUAUCCCUGGGCUACAACAGUGUGGGAGGCUAUAGGACCUAAUAGUUUACUCUGCGCUGGUUUUGCACUUAGCCUUUCCGUUAUAACACCUAUUAUGGUCGAACUUGUUAAAAUGAGACAUUGCUCAGAGUUUGGAACUAUUAUAGGUCUGCAAACUAGUGCCCAAAGCUUAGGAUUUGCAAUAGGAGCUUCUUGCAGUGGUGCUGCCAUGACAGCUUCUUCUUUUGAAUGGAGCUGCUACUUGUGGGCCCUUAUUUCAUUCCUAGGUUCUGAGAUGUGUGUGUGUAUGCUCUUCCACGCUGUGCCAUCAACAACGCAGGUACAAAAGCGACCUGAUAACCAGUCAUAUGAAUUAUUUUUACGCAGUGAAAAUGACAGCCAAGAAGAUGAAUAAAGGACAGUAAACCAUAUAAGUGUGAUAGCAUUCACGUUUUUCUGUGAUAAACUGUAAGAACAAACAAAAGAGGAGAUAUUGAUUCUUGCUCAUCCAAAAAUAUUUUGCGCAGACAUUUUAAUCAAUUCACAUCCAAACGCAGGGGCAGAUCCAGGAUUAUUUGAAGGGGCGGUCCGUGGAUAUGAAACCGACCCUAAAAAUCCCUAAAAAUCUAAACUUUUUGUUGAAUGCAUCUGUAGAUUAACAGAAAUUGCGAAAUGUGUUGUCUCACCAGUCACAAUUAUUACCUCAAGCUGUAACUUCUGACCUUUACCCAGACUCAGCUUUGUUAUCGCUGGAUGACGUAUUCGGGUAUUAAAACAACAAUCACGGGGGCUAUGAACACCUUUAAACACAACAAUCAAAGGCAAACCAAUGUUUAUUUGUUUUUCUUAAUCAACAACAAAUAAAUUGUAACUGUUCGCUUUCAAAGGAUUUGGGAAUCAAGCCAGGUUUUCUAUGCUGGCUUUUCAUGGUGAAUAAAGCAAUGCAAUUAAACCUUUUCAUGGGUAAAUUUGAAUGAACACAAACCUUUAGAGAAAAAUUGAAUAAUUGUUAUUGAAACUUUCUUUAUUUGCACCACGUUGCUAUAAGGAGAACGCUAGCAGCUGGCUUCCAAGCUAAGCGACCAGGGCAUAUCGUUCAUUACACCUGUCAAAACCAACACUUGGGCAGGCGAUUUAGUCCAAUUGCAAAUCAAGAUAAGGCAAAACAGACUGAAGGAGAAGAAAUUCUGCUAUCCUUUUGGAUCGCCAUAUCGAUAGAUUUCUCAACCACUGUCACAAUCAACCAUGGCAACUCUUGGUGCCCAACUUUCACCCCCAGAAAAGUUACCGCGGAUCCGCAGGGACCAAAA
This is a messenger RNA of Lingula anatina, 2433 nucleotides long. Its product is annotated as chromaffin granule amine transporter. Gene Ontology annotation, molecular function: transmembrane transporter activity. The record is from RefSeq and is a predicted model, not a curated record. Gene Ontology annotation, biological process: transmembrane transport. NCBI's taxonomy places the organism in Eukaryota, Metazoa, Brachiopoda, Lingulata, Lingulida, Lingulidae.